CUAUUUUAGUUACAGGUUUUGUGCUGAGGGUAGUGGAUGAUUGUUUUGACUUGGUUUGCUGUGUGUGCUACAACAAUGUGGAUUUUAAGUUAUUCUUUAGCAGUACUUUUAGCCCUUGGUGUAUGUGAUGAUGAUCUUGCAACUGUUUAUGGAUCCAGCCCUGGCAGCAGUGGAGGCCAUCUUCUAUCUAAUAAUCCUAGUCAGUCCAUGCAGGAAGUGAAACAAAGUCUUUAUGGCCUAACUGAUGUAGCUGGACUAGUCGGCAAGGAUGCAGUUAAAUGGGGCUUUGGGACUGGAAACUACAAAUCUCAGGCUGGCUCUUCAGGCACUCCCAUGACCAGUGGAAAACCAGGCUCUGAAUUCCGUACUACAAGCCAACAAGGAUUUCAUGUUGAUUCCACUGGAAGUGGUAGUCUUGUUUAUGGUUCUCUGGGAAAUGCAGUGAGUAUGGGCAUGUCUGGGUAUGAUUCAAGUCAGUCAACUACUGUCCAAGGCUCUGAAGUCAUCAGUUCUUCUGUCUUGGCCCCAUCGCAGCAAAGCAGUUAUUCUGUUUCUAAGCCCAUGCAGGUAGUUUCCUCAAUUCCACUUCAAAUUAGCAGUGUGUCUGUGGCAAAGCCCAGCAGCCAACAAUUCGUGCAGACCAUUUCCCAGUCCAGCAGUGAGCAACCAGAAAGUUCUGGAACCGUGGCCCAGUCUAACCCUCUGCAGUUAUCCCUGCCUAGUGGCCAACAAAUAUCUCAGACAAGCUUCCAAUCUGCAGUGCCAUCUGGUAGAUGGCCCCUUAAGCCUCUGAAAGGUAAACACCAUCAAACUGGUUCCAGGCCAGUUCACAAAGCACCGAUCAGCUCCUCAAAACCUUCCAAACCCUCACAAUCUAGCUUGUCAUUAUUACAGUACAGUAGUGUGCCAAGUAGCCUAGAUGUGGCUAGCUAUGAACUUUUGAGCCAGUCAGGCAGCCAGCAAUCAACCCAGUCCAGUGGCCAAACUGUAACUCAACCAAGCGUCAUACAGGCUCCCAGUGUCAUUGACAUCUCUGUGGUUCAGCCCAGUAGCGAGCGAAUUCCACAGGCAGUUGAUGCCUCUCUGGCCCAGGUCUCCAGCCAGCAGCUGUUACAGGAAAGCCAAUCGGUUUCCCAGUCAAAUAAUGUACAACCAGUAGAUGUAGGUUAUGUCUUUGUGGCUCAGCCAGGUGGACUGACUCCUCUCAAGCAUCACAAAGGUAAACCUCACUUUGGAUCUAAGCCUUACAGUAAUAGUCCUCUCCAGACACUAAAAUUUACUUCUGUAGAUCAGUCCAGUAGCCAAAUACCAGUACAAACCAGUUACCAGUCUGGGCCCCGGUUGGUGGUUCAACAGCCAGCACAACCGGUCUACCAGUCUGCUAGCCAGCCCGCUGUGCCACAACUAGUAGAAGCCAUCUACCAAUCAGAGGCCCAGUCUGCUUCCCAACAGCCAGGACAAACAAGCUACAAGUUGGUUUCCAAACCCAGUCUUCAACAACCAGGAAUGGUUAGCUUUUCUGCAGCCCCACUUGCUCAACCAGCACAAGCUAGCUACCAGUUGGUGGCACAGCUAGGUGUCCAACAGCCAGCAAAGGUCAGCUCCUCUGUAUCCCGACCAAGUCAUCUGCAAGCAGGACAGUCCAACUAUGACUCUGUUGUCAAUCAGAAUGGGCAAACUCUUUUCAAGCCAGUGCAGUCCCAUGGGAUUCAUCAGAUUGGCUCCAAACUUUAUUCAUGUCAUGAGUUACCUCAGCACGGUUACCAGCGGAGACAUCACUCUCCAUCUACACAUGGUCUUCAAACUCUAGCUCAGGAUAUCAAGCCUUUUGUUCUGCCCAGUGACCCGAUUCCUGUGGAUCUCAAUCCCAGCCCCCUCACAUCUACUUUCAGACCAGCACAUCUGCCUAGACAUCCUAGCUUGCAGUCCGUAGUGCUUCAAAGUGAACAGCCAGUUGUACUAGAAGUCCAACCAAGUGAUUUGUCUCUUGCCAACCCUGGACCGGUGAGUUAUACUUUUGUAGCUCAGCCUACUGGUCAUCCUUCAAGACCAUUGCAGCAGCCUAGCUACCAGCCUCCAGCCAAGCUAUGGCAAGAUGUGUUUUGGCCCCUAGUCAAGCCUAACAAACUGGAGUAUUCCAGCUUUGAGGCACAAGUUCUUCCCAACCUUGUGUCAUUUCCUGUACAGUUUGUUUCCCAGCCUCAAAUGCUCCCCGCUAGUCUGUCUGUCACUCAGUUCAGCUCUUCCCCGGUUGUGCCUGUGCAGUCCAGCUACCAGCCCCCACUAGUGUCAAGUUAUGAGACCGUCUUCCAGCCUGUAUUGCAGACCUCUUCAGUGGUGGUGCCAUCAAGUUCCCAAACCUGGAGCACCCCAAUGGUUUCAAACUACGAGUCUGUGUUGCAGUCAGUCCAACCUGAACUUCCAGUUCCAUCACCGGUGAAUUAUCAGACUGUCCCAGAUCAAAAUACUCUUGGACCUGCUGGAAGCAAUAGGCAUUCAUCACGGAAGUUGCUUAAGCUGUUGCAACAAGUCAAGUCCUAGGUGUUUGCAGUUUCCUGAUUUGUUUACUUUGAUGUCAAUAAAUUAUUGGGAAUGUG
Messenger RNA from Danio aesculapii, 2597 nucleotides. RefSeq lists its product as uncharacterized. NCBI's taxonomy places the organism in Eukaryota, Metazoa, Chordata, Actinopteri, Cypriniformes, Danionidae. The transcript has 3 exons. The record is from RefSeq and is a predicted model, not a curated record. The coding region runs from base 37 to 2541 and encodes 834 amino acids.